GUGGCUCCCUGAGGUCUACUGUGUUCAAGGUUCCUAAGCUGACUCGGUACCGGCCCUGUUGGAGCUCAAACAAUUCCCUGAGGUUGUUUGAUGAUCCUAAACCCGACUACAAAAUUGCGCGAAACUGGGAGUCAGAGCAUACCAAGAAACAAGUACAUCUCCACAAUCCGACAUUCGUUGGCCAAGGUAUUGGAACUAUAAGUGGCGGGACAUCUGGAACUAUAAAUGGGCUCAUUGUUGAAUCUUCAAAGAGAGAGGCACCGGUUCCUGAAAAUCAGGAUUAUAAUAAAGUUCCCAAAAGAGCAAAAAUUGAAGAUUGGUUUCGACCCUGUACUCCGCCACAUCAAAUCUAUUCGCGAAAUGCUUACCCUCAUUGGGUCCAGGAAUGCAAUAACAAUGAAUCAUAUGUUUACGAUGAGUCCUCUGAUUUGGAUAAUGGAAAAAAUCACGGAGAGGUCAAUAAUGAAAUUGACAAUAUUGCUAAUGAAGAUAUAUAUCUUUUAUCUCAAGAGACUCCGCAGAAUAUGACGGAAGUUUAUGCCAUCUAUUUUAGUCUAUUUCUUUUCGAUGCACCCACCAACUUACUAUUGGAUCCGGAUCAAUGCGAACUUUCUUAUCGAGAAAAUUUUGUAAAUCCCACUAUUGUUAAAGUUUUUGACGACAUCAUGUUUUUAAUCAAGGUAAAAACAGGGGAGGUAGAAAAUUUGUCAAACAAAACGCAGAGAAAUGAAACUAGGCAAUAUAAGCAACGGGUUAGCAUUGGAUGUUCCCAAGAUGGGAUAUAUUCAAUUAACGUAAACGCUGUUGUUUUAGAAGUAGGAUUCUUAGAGGUUAUCGGUAAUGCCCUCUACGCUGAUAUCAAAAAAUUAAACAAUGACACUGAAAAAGUGUUGAAGUGUAUGCAAAUUUCUAUUCAUUAUCAACGUCAACAUUAUUUAUCACGUGGGGUUACUGAACAACAAGUAUCCUUUGUUGAAUCAUAUGGAAUUGUCGUCUACC
Molecule: messenger RNA, 999 nt
Organism: Acaulospora morrowiae
Lineage: Eukaryota; Fungi; Glomeromycota; Glomeromycetes; Diversisporales; Acaulosporaceae
Source: the annotation of a GenBank genome assembly